This is a messenger RNA of Penicillium pulvis, 828 nucleotides long. It is a transcript of the gene sld5, whose product is annotated as putative GINS DNA replication complex subunit Sld5. The record is from RefSeq and is a predicted model, not a curated record. Gene Ontology annotation, cellular component: GINS complex. Gene Ontology annotation, biological process: DNA-templated DNA replication; double-strand break repair via break-induced replication. Lineage: Eukaryota; Fungi; Ascomycota; Eurotiomycetes; Eurotiales; Aspergillaceae. The transcript is spliced from 2 exons. Bases 1 to 828 code for a protein of 275 amino acids.
AUGGAUAUCGACGACAUUCUCGCAUCUGUUGACCGCGGCGCUGGCGCCAGUACAGAGUCAACGGCCAUAGACCACCAACUUCUCACCCGAUUCUGGGUCGCCGAGCGCGCCGUCUCGGAGGUCCUGCCAUGGCCCGCACCGCUAAUGGAGCGGAUGAUGGAUAGAGUGCGGUGGCAGAUCGAGACAAUUGAGGACCUCGCCGCUUCCUCCGCAGACACAGACCUCUCCACAAAACAACACACUCACAACCCAAAUCUAAAUCUGCGCCUCUCAAUUUUGCAAACAGACCUCGCCCGCACUCAAUACAUCAUCCGCAGUCUCCUCCGCCAACGCCUAUCAAAACUUACAAAACACAGCAUGCACUACCUUGUCAAACUAGCCAGCCGGUCAAAAAAUCCUCUCUCUCAAACACCUUCGCAAUCGCAAUCCCAGUCCCAACCGCCGCCCUCACAAACUCUGUCACCGGAAGACUCAGUCCCAGAUAUCUCACAAGUAACAGACUACGCCCCACUCUCGGCGCAAGAAUGCGCCUUCGUGCACGCGCAUCAAACGCUUUUGGCAGGCCAUUAUGGCGGCUCGUUUAUGGGCGCCUUCCCACCGCAACUGAGGCGGUUGGAUGACAAUGCUGGUGGAACUAGUAUGGUGCAAGGGCCUGAUAUGAAGGAGGUGGUUUUUGUGCGGUGUCUGAAGCAUGAGGUUCCUGUUGUUGUGGAGGGCGUUGAUGGAGGUGAGGAUUUAGGUGUUGUUAUGCGGAUGGGUGAUGUUUGGGUCGUGCUUUGGGAGGGUGUUAGGAAUGCUUGGAUGAAAGGGGAGGUCGAGUUGCUUUGA